Molecule: messenger RNA, 1480 nt
Organism: Arabidopsis lyrata subsp. lyrata
Lineage: Eukaryota; Viridiplantae; Streptophyta; Magnoliopsida; Brassicales; Brassicaceae
Product: cinnamyl alcohol dehydrogenase 7
Exons: 4
Coding region: 227-1300 (357 amino acids)
Biological process (GO): lignin biosynthetic process
Molecular function (GO): cinnamyl-alcohol dehydrogenase activity; zinc ion binding
Source: RefSeq, a predicted model, not a curated record
CUCAAGCCAUCACACUACUACCAGAUCGAGUAACCAUUAGGGACCAUCGAUUCACGUGGACGUAGUGAAUAUGGUCCUUGUAAAUUAAUGAGUACGUAAUUGUCCUCAUUCACAUAUCGAUCGGUUCCACAGACAGACCUUUCCUGUAUAAAAUUCGACAUCUUUCCUCUCAUUAUUAUCUCUACACUUCUCAUCUCUCAAUCCCAUUCGCUUAUUGUUUAUCCAUAUGGGAAAGGUUCUUGAGAAGAAGGCGUUUGGAUUGGCCGUGAAAGACGAAUCUGGAAUUCUUUCGCCUUUCAGUUUCUCUAGAAGGGAGACGGGAGAAAAGGAUGUGAGGUUCAAAGUCUUGUUCUGUGGAAUUUGCCACACUGAUCUGAGUAUGGCCAAAAACGAAUGGGGAUUUACUACUUAUCCUCUUGUCCCUGGGCAUGAGAUUGUUGGGGUGGUGACUGAAGUUGGAGCCAAAGUGACCAAAUACAACGCUGGAGACAAAGUCGGAGUUGGCUAUAUGGCUGGCUCAUGCCGGUCAUGUGACAGCUGCAGCGAUGGCGAAGAGAACUACUGUCCAAAGAUGGUCCUGACAUCCGGAGCCAAAGAUUAUGACGAUACCAUGACCCAUGGUGGUUACUCCGACCACAUGGUGUGUGCUGAGGAUUUCAUCAUCCGUAUUCCUGAAAAUCUCCCAUUAGACGGUGCCGCACCACUACUCUGUGCCGGGGUCACGGUCUACUCCCCGAUGAAGUAUCACGGGCUCGACAAGCCCGGUAUGCACAUUGGUGUGGUGGGACUAGGCGGUUUGGGUCAUGUAGCAGUGAAAUUUGCUAAGGCUAUGGGUACUAAAGUUACGGUUAUUAGUACUUCAGAGCGUAAGAGAGACGAGGCCGUUAAUCGGCUUGGUGCGGAUGCCUUCUUGGUGAGCCGUGACCCGAAACAAAUGGAGGAUGCAGUGGGGACUAUGGAUGGUAUAAUUGAUACCGUAUCUGCAACCCAUCCGCUUCUUCCGCUGCUUGGUUUGCUUAAAAAUAAGGGAAAACUUGUUAUGGUUGGUGCACCAGCGGAACCGCUCGAGCUCCCUGUUAUGCCUCUCAUCUUUGGGCGGAAGACGGUGGUGGGAAGUAUGGUAGGAGGUAUAAAGGAGACGCAAGAGAUGGUGGACUUGGCUGGAAAACACAACAUCACGGCGGAUAUUGAGCUCAUCUCUGCGGAUUAUGUCAACACCGCCAUGGAACGACUUGCAAAGGCUGAUGUUAAGUACCGAUUUGUGAUUGAUGUUGCCAAUACAAUGAAGCCAACUUCUUAAUUAGAAAGCUAAAGAAUUGAAUUUCCCCAAAGCUUUUUUCAUGUUUUUUGCUUGUUUGGUUGAUGUUGUUUGCUGACGACUUUUUGAGUAGUACUACCAAUGCAUGUACUUUAUCAAUUCAAUAAACUUGAAUAUUGUAUUUAAUAAGCUAUAUAUAUGAUUAGAUUUUGGGGAAGUUUA